Messenger RNA from Zootoca vivipara (common lizard), 2001 nucleotides. NCBI's taxonomy places the organism in Eukaryota, Metazoa, Chordata, Lepidosauria, Squamata, Lacertidae. The record is from RefSeq and is a predicted model, not a curated record.
AUGGUGCCCCAAGUGCAUACUGUUCUUUGCAGCAGAACUAACCCUGUGGAUAUUCCACAUGAAUGGUAUGAAGAAGGGGACCUUGUCAUUGGUGGAAUAGUGUCUCAUAUCUUUUACGUAUUCCCCAAGCUUUCCUUCAAGGAACACCCUUCUCGGGUCUUUAUUGACAUCCCAGUGGUGAUGACAAAGUUCUACCAGCAUAUACUGGCCUUGGUGUUUGCUGUUGAUGAGAUCAACGAGAACCCCAAAAUCUUGCCCAAUGCCACUCUUGGAUUCCACAUCUAUGAUAGCUACUUUGACUCAAGGAUGACCUCCCGAACCACUUUGGAUCUGCUCUUUAAAUCACAUCACUUUGUCCCCAACUACAUAUGUGGCAAUCAGAAAAAUGUAGUAGGAGUCAUUGGGGGACUUAGCUCUGACACCUCCUCAUCCAUGGCAGAUGUCUUAGGUCUUCACAAGAUUCCACAGAUUUCAUAUGGUUCAUUUCAACGAGCCAUGAAUGAUCAAAUCAGAUUCUCUUCCUUUUACCGCAUGGUCCCCAAUGAAGCACUUCAGUAUCAAGGAAUUAUCCAGUUACUUCUGCAUUUCAGAUGGAAAUGGGUUGGGUUCAUCACUACAGAUAAUGAAGCUGGAGAACGUUUCUUACAGACUAUUGAGCCAAUGCUUUUCAAGAAUCAGAUGUGUUCAGCAUUCACAGAAACGAUUGAUUACCAUCUGCAUUUCACUGGUAGCUUACAUGAUGCGCUCCACUCAUUCCUGCAAAGGAUCUCAUUCAACAACAAUGCUGGGGAUGAAAUCGCAUUAAAUGAACAUAGAGAGUUAGCAGCUGGCUUCGAUAUUACAAACUUAGUCACUUUCCGAAAUGGAUCAUAUGUCAGGGUCAAAGUGGGGAGGCUGGAUCCUCAGGCCCCUCCUGGCAAAGAGCUCACCAUUAAUGCGGACAGAAUCAAAUGGCAUAGUGGCUUCAUUCAGGAACCGCCGCUUUCAAUAUGUAAUGCCAACUGCCGUCCUGGUUAUGGGAAGAGAAAGAAGGAGGGGGAGAAGUUUUGCUGUUAUGAUUGUGAUCCAUGUCCUCGUGGGAUGUUUUCAAAUGAGAAGGGGUUGGAAACCUGUGCCAGAUGUCCUGCAGAUCAAUAUCCAAAUGAGAAGCAGAAUCAGUGUAUUCCAAAGAAAACAAAUGUCCUAGACUUUGGUGAAACUUUGGCCAUGGUUUCAACUUUCUCUGCGCUUUUAUUCUCUCUGAUCACAGCUAUGGUACUUGGCAUUUUCAUUAAGCACCGGAACACUGCCAUCGUCAAAGCCAAUAACAGAAGCCUCACUUACAUUCUCCUCAUUUCCCUCCUCUUGUGUUUCCUUUGCUCUUUGAUGUUCAUUGGAAUGCCUAAUAAGGCAACCUGCCCACUCCGACAAACGGCUUUUGGCAUUGUCUUCUCUGUGGCCCUCUCCAGCAUCUUGGCCAAGACUAUUUCAGUGAUUUUGGCAUUCAUGGCUACCAAGCCAGGAUCCAGGAUCAGGAGAUGGGUAGGCAAAAAACUGGCUUAUUCCAUUGUCCUUUCCUGCUCUAUAAUUCAAGUAGGAAUCUGUGCCCUCUGGCUGGCAACCUCUCCCCCAUUCCCAGAUGUGGACAUGCACUCAAUGAGUGAAGAAAUUAUAUUCUUAUGUAAUGAAGGGUCAGUUUUCAUGUUCUAUUUUGUUUUAGGCUACAUGGGCUUCUUGGCCAUUAUCAGCUUCACAGUGGCCUUCUUAGCCAGGAAGUUGCCGGACAGCUUCAAUGAAGCCAAGUUCAUCACCUUCAGCAUGCUGGUCUUUUGCAGUGUUUGGUUCUCCUUUAUUCCCACAUACUUGAGCACCAGAGGAAAAUACAUGGUGGCUGUGGAGAUCUUCUCCAUCCUGGCUUCCAGUGCUGGCCUGUUGGGUUGCAUCUUUUCCCCUAAAUGCUACAUUAUUGUGGUGAUGCCUGAGCUGAAUAACAGAGAGCAGCUGAUACGGAGAAAGAUGUAA